CCCAGAAAACCAUUUAAUAAUCAUUAGUCGGUGAACCACAGGCUUGGCAGAGCUGUUACAUAUGUGUGAGGACUUUAUUCUCAGGCAAUAGUUAGUUCACCAUCUGGUAAGCCCCCCGAAAAUCUAAUUUAAACAAGUAGUGAAGACUUAGCUUAAAUGGUAGUACCCUAGACUUGGCAUUUAUUUUUGAUAGAGCAGAGAUAAAAUAUUUUGAUGGAAAGAAAUCAAUUUUCUGUAACUGAUGAUGUGAAAAUUUUAUUUUCUGGGAAAUUACUUUUAUAUAGCCAUUUAAAAAAUUCAAAGUAUGUUAUUAUGAUUGGUUACAAGAGAAUAAUGUUACAUGUUUAAUUGUAAUAUUUGUCUCCUAUCAUUUUCUUCCCUUUCAAUCAUAAUAAAUGAUUUACAAAACCCAUUUCAAGCAUUAUCUUUUGAAUAAUCUUCAAGAAAUACCUAAUGUUUUCAUUGUCAAAGCUGAGGUGUACUACUAGUGAAAAUGGUAGUUAUUACCUCCUUCUCUUGCACUCAUGCUUUGUCUUCUGUGUUGCUUUGUUUUAUCCUUAUAAAAGGAAGCUGUUUUGGCAAAUUGUAAGUUUCAUAUGUAUGUACGCAUAUUGACACAUAUACAAUAUGUAUAAGUCAUGGGGUUCUCCCAUGAUUUCAUAAUAAGCUCCUUAUAGGUAAGUUGAUUGGACUGUGUCUAAAAUUUUAUUUUGAAUGCUCUAGAUUUCUGUGUGUGUCCUUAAAGUCAAAUACUGCCAUAGCUUAGAAAUGAAUUUAACUCUCAAUUUACAAGAAAAGUUAGUCACAACUUAUAAAGUAAUUGCUUGAAAAAUGUGUUUAUCAGUGGUUGUUUGGACAUUUUUUCCAUAGGAAAAAAAUGCAUGGUAGUCAGGUUCCUGUAACAACACUUGUAACCCAUAAUUGUACUGAAGUAUAAUCCUGAAGAAUUAACCACCAUGGAUAACCAUAUUUCUCUAGAAAAAGGCUUUAAGUAGUCCUGAGAUGCCGAGAACACAUUUCACCCAUCCACCCACCUCCUAGCUGUCAUGGAAUUUGGACGUCACUGCAGAGUCUCUGGGCUGAUUCCAGGGGAGCAAAGGCUUUGGGAAUAUGGAGAGUGAGGAAGCAAAACUGAGACGCUCGCAAAGAACGCCGAAAACUACAUUUCCCAUGAUGCCCCUCUUCUAUACGCAACCUUUACUGGUGACGUCGCUACCAUAGCAACCCUCGAGCCAGCGCUAAGCCGGCCUCGCGCAGAGCUGGCGGUCCCGCUGAUUCUAGGCUGGACCCUACGCGGAGACCACGACAGUGGGGCGGCCGAGCCACGAUGCCCAGUGAAACUCUCUGGGAAAUCGCAAGAGCUGAAGUGGAAAAACGGGGAAGUAAUGGAAGUGAAGGCAAUGGAGUUGAAACUGGAGAAAAGUCUGUUUUCUUCAUUGGCAGUAAAAAUGGGGGAAAGACUACUAUUAUUCUAAGGUGUCUUGACAGGGAUGAGCCACCAAAACCAACCUUAGCCUUGGAAUAUACAUAUGGAAGGAGAGCAAAAGGACAUAACAUACCAAAAGAUAUUGCUCAUUUUUGGGAACUAGGUGGAGGAACCUCUUUACUGGAUUUAAUCAGCAUACCAAUCACAAGUGACACCUUACGGACAUUUUCUAUUGUUCUUGUUUUGGACCUUUCUAAACCUAAUGACCUUUGGCCCACCAUGGAAAAUCUGUUGCAAGCCACAAAACUUCAUGUAGAUAAAGUGAUGAUGAAACUGGGGAAGAAAAAUGCUAAAGCAGUUUCUGAAAUGAGACAGAAGAUAUGGAGCAAUAUGCAGAAGGACCAUCCAGAUCGUGAAUUAAUUGACCCAUUUCCAAUUCCUCUGGUCAUAAUUGGAAGUAAAUACGAUAUUUUUCAGGAUUUUGACUCUGAGAAGAGGAAGGUAAUAUGCAAGACACUUCGAUUUGUUGCACAUUAUUACGGAGCAUCAUUAAUGUUUACCAGUAAAUCAGAAGCUCUAUUACUAAAAAUACGUGGAGUUAUUAACCAGUUGGCAUUUGGCAUUGACAAAAGCAAAUCAACAUGUGUGGAUCAGAAUAAACCACUGUUUGUCACAGCAGGAUUGGAUUCUUUAAGUCAAAUAGGAUCUCCUCCCGUUCCUGACAAUGACAUUGGAAAGUUUCAUGCCCAUUCACCAAUGGAAUUGUGGAAAAAAGUGUAUGAAAAGCUCUUUCCACCAAAGAGUGUCAACACAUUAAAAGAUGUCAAGGACCCUGCAAGAGACCCUCAGUAUGCUGAAAGCGAAGUUGAUGAAAUGAGAAUUCAGAAGGAUCAGGAACUGGAACAGUACAAAAGAAGUUCUUCCAAGUCUUGGAAACAAAUUGAGCUUGGUUCCUGAACCUAAUGCAACUAGAGGGUAUUUAUUUCUUCUUUUCCAAAUACAAGUAAGAUUAUUUUAUUACUUAAUAUUAUAUUAAUAAGUGAGGAAAGUCUACAUGUGUAAUUUGUUAAAGGAAAAGUGGAAUUUCUUGUAUUAGUGCAACUUCUUGCAUACUUUUAACUCUCUUAAAAGGGAAAAAUUUGUAUAAUUACAUGCAAUAUUUUUUUUAAAAUAAAAAAUCUUGCAGGACCUACCUUUAACAUGUUUAAGUAGUGUAUACUUGGUUCAGCGUCUGUAAGUUUCUGUUUAUGUUUUCAGGAAUAUGAAAGCAAGAGCAUUUAGUAACAGUUGUGAGUAUAAGGUUAAGCAUUUAUAUUAGACACAUUCCUUCUCUAAGGAGUUCUCAGCUGUGUCUGGUAAGAAAAGUAGAAUUGGGGUCACUUUCACAGGUGUCAUCAUUUUACUCUAAUUAAUGGUAAGGCACAAGAAGCAUCGGAAGUACUUUUUUAAAAUGCACAUUUCUGAGCAGCAAUCAAGAUGGUGGAAUAGUAGGAAGUGAAGCUCACCUUCUCCCACAAAUACAUCAAAAACACAUCUACAUGUGGAACGAUUCUCACAGAAUAUCUACUGAACACUGGCAGAAGACCUCAGACUGUUGAAAGGGCAAGAAAAUCUCCAGGUAACUUCCAGGUAGGAAAAAAUAAAAUGAGAAAGGAAUCGAGAUGGGACCUGCACCCCUGGGAGGGAGCUAUGAAAGAGGAAAGGUUCCUGCACCCGGGAAAGCCCCUUCACUGGUGGGGAGAUCUGCUGGGACAGAAGGGGAGCUUCAGAGACUCAGAGGAGAAUGCAGCAGCCGGUUUGUGGCAGCCAGAGCAGAGGGAAAACUGCACAGAUGGUCUGUUCAGUGCUGCCGCCCUGCACUCACCAGCCUGAGAUGCAGGUCCACUGGUGCGGGUGGGGACUGGGUGCUGGAACUCGGGCUUUGGAGAUCAGACCCAGGGAGAGGACUGGGGUUGGCUGUGCAGAAACAGCCUGGGGCAGCUGGAAUCUAGUGCGACUGCAACUGAUGGUGUAUGGGGAGGAAGCCUGGGCUGCCUUAGAGGCCAGGCGCCAUUGUUUGGGGGUGCACGAGGGAAGGGGUGGGACCGCCAUUGUAGCCUUUUUCUCUGUGUGCACUCACAGAGGGCAGGACACCACAUGCACGGGCUCCAGGAGCCGCCUGGAGGGAGGCAAGCCACCGCCUCCCUCACAGACUCUAGGAGCAGUCUCCAGCCACCUCUGCUCCUGUCACAUGCUCUGGGGGCACACCAGAGCCACCACUGCUGCCAAGAACCCCAAGACCAGGCACCAGCCGCCGCAUCUGCACACCCCUAUCAAUAAAGGGGAUAACAACCAGCACACACUGAGGAAAGAGUCAACAGGCAUCCAUAAUAAAAACAGGCCUUGCACCCAAUAUAUUAAACUCACACAAGCUACACAGGACAUCCCCACAUAUAAAUAGCUCUCCAAGAUCACAGUAGAUAAUUGUUUCUCCUAAACUCACAGAGUAAGAGAAAUAUAAGUAAAAUGAAGAAGCAGAGGAACCACUCCCAGUUAAAAGACCAAGAGAAUUCCCCUGAAAGAACAAAUAAUGAAACAGACCUCUUUAGUCUAAUAGACAUCAAUUUCAAAAAGGAGAUAAUGAAAAUAAAUACUGAAGGAAUUAAGAAAGGCUAUCAACAGAAAUGCAGAGUACUGUAAAAAGGAACUAGAAACUAUAAAAAGGAACCCAGAAAAAUUAGAAAACUCAUUUGCAGAGAUGAAAGCUGAGCUAAAGGCAAUGAAUAGCAA
Molecule: messenger RNA, 4195 nt
Organism: Globicephala melas (long-finned pilot whale)
Lineage: Eukaryota; Metazoa; Chordata; Mammalia; Artiodactyla; Delphinidae
Gene: DYNC2LI1
Product: dynein cytoplasmic 2 light intermediate chain 1
Biological process (GO): intraciliary retrograde transport; intraciliary transport involved in cilium assembly
Cellular component (GO): axoneme; ciliary basal body; cytoplasmic dynein complex
Molecular function (GO): dynein heavy chain binding
Source: RefSeq, a predicted model, not a curated record